This is a messenger RNA of Engraulis encrasicolus (European anchovy), 806 nucleotides long. RefSeq names its product polyubiquitin-B-like. NCBI's taxonomy places the organism in Eukaryota, Metazoa, Chordata, Actinopteri, Clupeiformes, Engraulidae. Bases 83 to 550 code for a protein of 155 amino acids. The record is from RefSeq and is a predicted model, not a curated record. Gene Ontology annotation, biological process: modification-dependent protein catabolic process; protein ubiquitination. Gene Ontology annotation, cellular component: cytosolic small ribosomal subunit; nucleus; cytoplasm. The transcript has 2 exons. Gene Ontology annotation, molecular function: ubiquitin protein ligase binding; structural constituent of ribosome; protein tag activity.
CAGUCUGCUUAAAGCUUUCGAGUAGCCUAAUCAAGCGGAUCUUCAAAUACUAUUAUAUUCGUGGACAUCUUACCAACUAAGAAUGAAUCUCCAAAUAAAAUUCCUGGAGGGCUCUACAUAUCACGUAGAGGUGAACCCGAGCAACACGAUUGGAGAGUUAAAGAAAGUCAUUCAUCAGAAGAGUGGCAUUGCACCUGCGCGGAUGAAGCUUACAGCUGUGGGAAACGGGAUCAACUUCAGCAAUGAUUCCAACACCCUCGCUGCCAUCGGGUUGAAACCUGGAUCCUGCGUCAUAGUUCUGGUAACGGACCCUCCGCCAAUGCAAGUGUUUCUGAAGAAUGAGAAAGGCCAGACGUCCACUUACAAUGUGGUGCCAGGUGAAACUGUCACAGCUUUCAAGAACAAGGUCUACCAAAAAGAGAGAGUUCCAGUGGACCAGCAGAGACUUAUUCACGAGGGAAAGCAGCUUGACGAUGGACGAAAACUGGAGGACUACAACAUUGUGUCUGGAAGCACUAUCUACCUUACUCUCCGUCUGAGAGGGGGCUGAUUUGGAAAAUGAAUCAUCUUAUCAUUCUGUAGGCUAAUGGACGAAAUGGCAGUGUAUUCUGUUGAUUUGGAUCGCACACACACAUACACACACACACACACACACACACACACACACACACACACACACACACACACACACACACACACACACACACACAUUCCAAUCCGAGCACUUUACCUUUGCACUUUUCUCUCCAAUUUUCAUUUGCAUUCCCUUCUAAAGUUAAUAUAUUUAAAUAAAUAUUAUUAAUACA